Molecule: messenger RNA, 1183 nt
Organism: Anopheles funestus (African malaria mosquito)
Lineage: Eukaryota; Metazoa; Arthropoda; Insecta; Diptera; Culicidae
Gene: Mp20
Product: muscle-specific protein 20
Exons: 3
Coding region: 107-661 (184 amino acids)
Molecular function (GO): protein binding
Source: RefSeq, a predicted model, not a curated record
AAAGCAAUCCUACUGACCGGACCACUCAUCAGUACACGAGCGACAGCAGCUUGACACAGUUGGUAAGCAACGAAGAAACCGUGACAGUUUAGUGCGCAGUAACACAAUGGCUUUGGAGCGUCAAGUUCGUGCUAAGAUCGCUGGCAAGCGUGACCUGGAGAAGGAUAAGGAAGCUCAGUACUGGAUCGAGGAGGUGCUCGGUGAAAAGUUCCCGGCCGGUGUACUGUACGAGGAUGCCCUCCGUGAUGGACUGAUCCUGUGCAAGCUGAUCAACAAGCUGGAACCGGGCGCAGUGGCAAAGAUCAACACAUCGGGCGGACAGUUCAAGAUGAUGGAAAACAUCAAUCUGUUCCAGCAGGCGAUCAAGAAGUACGGCGUGCCCGAUCUGGACGUGUUCCAAACGGUAGACUUGUACGAGAAGAAGGACAUAGCGCAGGUUACCAGCACAGUCUUUGCUCUGGGACGAGCGUGCUACAAACAUCCCGAGUUCCAGGGCCCCUUCUUGGGACCAAAACCGGCGGACGAGUGCAAGCGUAACUUCACCGACGAACAGCUGAACGCGGGGCAGGCCAUCAUCGGGUUGCAGGCGGGCACGAACAAGGGUGCGACCCAGGCUGGUCAGAACAUUGGCGCCGGUCGUAAAAUUAUUCUCGGCAAGUAAGCGAACGAGGUGUUCGAGCACCGGUCCGGAAAUGUGUACAAACGCCAUCCACCAUCACAUAUAUAUGCACACACACACACGUAUACACACCAGCACACGAAGUAUCUCCCGCGACCUACAUAAAAUGUCCUUCCCUAACUCCUUUAACUCCUAUACCUCUUACCGAGCGAUCGUUACAAAACAUCCACAUUAGCGAGUGUGUAAGAUAAUAGUAGCAGGGCGUAGAUGAGAAGUUUUGAAAGAGAAAGAGAGAGAGAGAGAACAGGUAGUAGACGCGUGCGGGAGAAAUUCCGGAGACUUCAGGAGGUCUCCAGAAUCGACUGCUCAGAGAACUGGUAUUAUUGAUACGGCGUACGGCUUUAUACACCUUGAGUUUAUAUUGUUCUGCUUCCACUUUCAAAUCUCAUCCCCAAAUGAUGAGACAAAGCGGAAAAGAAUCGGUUUGUUGUGUAAGAGAGAAAAAUUCGUUGAUAAUUUAUCUGUAAUAAAAUUAAUACUAUUUCGUAAAAAAAAUAUAUGAAA